AUGACUACGGACUCGGAGGAUCACCUGUUUGCAUUUUUUACGCAUAUGCGCCUACAAACAACUCCUGAUGCGAUCAAGUGUAAAACUUUUCCCAUGUUCCUGGAAGGAAGGGCACGUCAAUGGUUUCGAGGGUUGCCCUCGCGGUCUAUUCGGUCCUUUGCUCAGCUUGCGCGUCUAUUCGCAACUCAGUUCGUUUCGUCUCGAGCCUUCUCCAAGAACACUGCUCACCUGAUGGAAAUUCAGCAAAAGCCCGAGGAGUCGUUGCUCGAGUACAUGGUAAGGUUCAACAACAAGUCUCUCCAGGUCAGAGAUCGGGAUGACAAGGUUGUCAUGGCUGCCUUCAUCAAUGGAUUGCACGUACAAAAGCUAUACAGGGAGUUCGUUGAAAAACCUCCCAAGUCUAUUCGGGAGAUGCUGGACAGAGCUCACGAAAGGGCCAAUGCUGAGGAGGCCAAUCGCUUGAAGAGCGAACAGGAGAGACAGAGGGAAUUUAGGAAAAGGAAAACACGGAUACGGGAGAUGCACGGGGUGGUCAACCGCGGAAGAAUACGUUCGUCCGCUGCCAAGGAACAAGGCCUUUGA
Molecule: messenger RNA, 582 nt
Organism: Coffea eugenioides
Lineage: Eukaryota; Viridiplantae; Streptophyta; Magnoliopsida; Gentianales; Rubiaceae
Exons: 1
Coding region: 1-582 (193 amino acids)
Source: RefSeq, a predicted model, not a curated record